CUAUCUCUGGCCAACGACACACACACAGGAGGAGAAAGUGUGUUCGUGUCUCUUGUCAGUCAGUGUGUCAGCCGUCCAUCCAUCACGCUGUUUCUGGCUGUCGAUGAGGAAUUGAAUGUUGCGCCGCCAAGACCCUGAUCGAACAGAGACAGAGAAAGUGAGUGGACUGGCCUGUAUGUGUGUUUGUCCACUCACUGAGUGAUUGAGUGGUUGACUGACUGACCGAGUCGUGAUGUUUGCUUUCGCAGCUCUCUGUUGAAUUUGAUUGCGCUCUCCCGUCUGUUUCUCCUGUCGCGCACGUCGCGGAUCUGCCGAUCGUAGUCGACAUUGAGCACGGGGAACUCUCCUGAGAGGGACGCACAGAUAUAUACCCUUCUCUCUCUGUCUGUCUGUGUAUGUGUCUGUGUCUCCCACCGUCGUCCAUGUCCUUGCCUGCAAUGCAUUGCCAUGCCACCACACACGACGUGACUGACUGUGUGUGUGUCUAUGUGAGAGUGAGUGUCUCUGUCUCCCUCUCAUUCUGCUCACCCAGCCACGGCCGGUACAUGAGUCCGCGGCCGCCAUUCACCGGAUCAACCAUCGGCGCCUGCAAACCAAUGGACGCCACACAUCGAUUCGAUUGGUUCGCUCUUUCAUGUCAGUGGCUUGCUUACAGGCCGCAGAGAAUUCGGCGGGAAGUUCUCGUCUUCUCUUCUCUCUGGGUUCACGCCAUCGGCUCGAGAGCCAACGACAGCCAAGGCCAGCAGAACCGUAACGACACACACACACGCACGCGUCAUGACGGAUGUGUUGGUCACUUGUGUUCUUUCGUUCGGCCUUUGCUUCUCAAGGCGCCUGAUCGAUCGAUCGACCAACUAAUGUGUCGCCUUCUUUGUAUCGAUCAUACAAACACAGACAUACAGACAUACAAAAAGAUGGGCGGAUACUGUCAGUGUAUCUGUGCAGUGCACGCAUCGAUGUCACAAUGGUUUCCCGUCGGAUUCUCCCAGCAGACAUCAAUUGACACCUCCAACCCAUUCAUUGAUACAUACAGAAAAAACACAAGUCGUCAUUGUUUUCACACACACACCCGCACAUCGGUGCAAUGUAACACACGCGUGCACACACACACACACACACACACAUAGCGUGCACAGCAGAGAAAGAAAGGA
Messenger RNA from Vitrella brassicaformis, 1151 nucleotides. NCBI's taxonomy places the organism in Eukaryota, Vitrellaceae. The record is from the annotation of a GenBank genome assembly.